Molecule: messenger RNA, 2564 nt
Organism: Colossoma macropomum (tambaqui)
Lineage: Eukaryota; Metazoa; Chordata; Actinopteri; Characiformes; Serrasalmidae
Gene: hnrnpk
Product: heterogeneous nuclear ribonucleoprotein K
Exons: 17
Coding region: 155-1462 (435 amino acids)
Biological process (GO): regulation of transcription by RNA polymerase II; regulation of mRNA splicing, via spliceosome
Cellular component (GO): nucleus; cytoplasm
Molecular function (GO): mRNA binding
Source: RefSeq, a predicted model, not a curated record
GUUUUUAUGCAUCGUCGUUCGUAAGGGGGCGAACGCUGAGCAGUUGGUGUGCUUGUGGGUCUAAUCCCUGUUGGACAUCAGCAACCUAGUUUGGCUCUGAAAUUUGUGAUUUGCAGAGAAAGCAGUUGAUCACUGCAGGCAGUGUAGAUAGAUAAUGGAUACAGAUAACGAGCAGCAGGAAGAAGAGACCACUUUCAGCCCAGAGAGCAACGGCAAGCGUCCUGCACAGGAUGGUGACGACGAGCCGACCUAUAAACGCUCUCGAAAGUCUGAUGAUAUGGUGGAGCUGCGUGUGUUGCUACAGAGCAAAAAUGCAGGAGCUGUGAUCGGAAAGGGAGGCAAGAACAUCAAAGCUCUGCGCACUGAUUACAAUGCCACUGUGUCAGUCCCAGACAGCAGUGGGCCCGAGCGGAUCCUGAGUAUCAGUGCGGACAUCCCAACUGUAGCUGAAAUUCUGCUGAAAAUCAUCCCCACAUUAGAGGAGUACCAACAUCACAAAGGUUUGGACUUUGACUGCGAGUUGAGGCUGCUGAUUCAUCAGAGUUUAGCAGGCAGCAUCAUUGGUGUAAAGGGAGCCAAAAUCAAAGAGCUACGUGAGAGCACCCAGACAACCAUCAAGCUGUUCCAGGAGUGCUGCCCUCAGUCAACUGACCGUGUAGUGCUCAUUGGGGGCAAAGCAGAAAGGGUUGUCCAGUGUAUUAAGACCAUGCUGGAGCUCAUUGUAGAGGCACCAAUUAAAGGUCGUGCCCAGCAGUAUGACCCCAACUUCUAUGAUGAAACAUAUGACUAUGGUGGGUACACCACAAUGUAUGAGGAGCGCGGCCGUCGUCCAAUGGGAGGCUUCCCCUCACGGGAUCGUGGUGGCGGAGGCGGGUUUGACCGCAUGCCACCCCGCGGUGGGCGUGGAGGUCACCAUAUGCCACCCAGCAGGAGAGAUUAUGAUGACAUGAGCCCACGCAGAGGCCCCCCACCACCCCGAGGAGGAGGCCGAGGAGGGGGCAGACCUCCACGGAAUAUGCCCAUGGGACCGCCCCACCACCGCAGAGGUGACGACCAGUACUACAGCUCCCACCGCAGCCACUCAGACGACAGACACGGGGACAGGAGAGGGAGACCCCGGGACCGUUAUAGUGGCAGCAUGAAUGAUGGCGGAUAUGACAACUCCUCCUCUUGGGACAACUAUCAGUCUGGUGGAAGGGGUAGCUAUGGUGAUAUGGGAAGCCCUGUCAUCACAACACAAGUGACAAUUCCCAAAGAUUUGGCGGGGUCAAUCAUUGGAAAGGGAGGCCAGAGGAUCAAGCAGAUCCGCCAUGAAUCCGGAGCAUCGAUCAAAAUUGACGAGCCGCUCCAGGGCUCUGAAGAUCGCAUCAUUACCAUCACGGGGACCCAGGACCAGAUUCAGAACGCACAGUACCUGUUACAGAACAGCGCUCUCCACCUCCUGAGACACCACCACGACUAACCCGGCCCAUCCCCACUUCUCUCAGGACCUCCAGCCCACUGCAGCUCUGCUCCACUCCAGCUCCUCGCUCCAAGCAGUGCUGCCUGACUCCUAGCACACGAGACCUGUUUGUGAAAACUCUUCUCCAUCUUCUUGUAUGCUACAAAAACUUAUAUUUUCUGGUUGAGUAUUUCCAACCCUGUGUGAAGGAUAUAUUCAGAUAUCCUCCAAACUUCUUAUCUUUGUUAAAAUGCCAAGCAAAAUAUUUUUUUUUUAAAAUCUCUGAUUUUGUUAGAAGGGCCACACUUCCAGUGCUUCACAGAAUCACCGUAUUAGGUUUUUGCUAGAUGUUGUGCAGGUCCUUUAUUUCUUUCAAGUCAGCUUUCUGUUUGCAAUUGGAACAGCUGUGAGCAUUUUCUUUCUUUUUCUCAACCAACCAUCCUGAAUGAGUCCAGAAUGUACACAGAAAUCUGGGAUUUUUUUUAUGAUUUUUUAAAAAAAAAAAAAGAAAACUGCUUACUUUUCUCUCUUACUGAGUUAAAGAAACUUUAUUGGGGCUGUGUGGAGAAAAUUAUAUGUAAAUAUUCAGUGAUUUAUAUGAAAAGAAAAUCAAUAUAUUCACCAGAAUUCCCGUACCUGUCCUGUCAGUGUGUUGGUGUUUCCUCUGCCGUAGAAUUCCAGGCUUUAUCGCAGCUCCUCCGCUGGAAGCCGUGAUGCCUGGAGAAAUGAUUUAGAUGUUGGUGAUCUGUGUAUCCCUUUUUUUUUUUCUCCAGUCUGUCGCUGGGUUUUUAAAACCCAGUAUUUAUUAAAUUUGCUCUACCUCUGGAAUUUUUGUAGGUCUGCCACUCUAGAAUUAGGCCCACAGUCAUUUCCCCUCCCCUUUUCAUUUUUCUUUCUGACUUAUUUUGAGGAAAGUGGAUAUGAAGUUAUGCUUUAGAUUGUAUUGUCAGGGCACAGCAGCAAUUGUGGGUUUCCUCCCGCCCUCCUUUUUUCUUUUUCUUGUUUUCAUAUUUUUAUUUUAUUUUUUUACUCAAUGUCUUUGAAAUUCCUCUCCCAGACACAUUUGAAGAAUUUUGUCCUUUGUCUGACAUAAUAAAGAGAUGCCAGUUUUUAUGAAUUGUUA